Aspergillus fijiensis CBS 313.89 is the source of this 561-nucleotide messenger RNA. RefSeq lists its product as uncharacterized. The record is from RefSeq and is a predicted model, not a curated record. The coding region runs from base 1 to 561 and encodes 186 amino acids. Gene Ontology annotation, cellular component: mitochondrion. Gene Ontology annotation, molecular function: carbon-nitrogen ligase activity, with glutamine as amido-N-donor. NCBI's taxonomy places the organism in Eukaryota, Fungi, Ascomycota, Eurotiomycetes, Eurotiales, Aspergillaceae. The transcript is spliced from 2 exons.
AUGUUCCCAGCUCUCCGAUCCACCUCGUCCCGUCUGGGUUUGCGCCUGGUGCGCUGGAACUCGACCGACAGCCCGAUCUUGCCGCCUUUGAUGACCAAGCUCAGAACUGACCUCAAGACGGCUAUGAGAGCCAAGGAUACUCCUCGGCUGAACGUCGUCCGGGCUCUGAUUUCCGAAACCAACAACGCCGCGAAGACCUCCUCUCCCAUUCAAACCGAUAUCCAGCUCCUGUCUCUGAUUCGGAAACGUAUUGCUGCCUCCAAGGAUGCCAUUGAGGAGUUCAAGGUUGAGAACCGCCCAGAGCUUCAAGAGCUUGAGGAGAAGCAGGUGACAGUCUUGGAGGAAUACGGUGCCCAGGUGGAAACCAUGAGCGCGGACGACAUCAAGCAAGUUGUCUCCCAGACGCUCUCCAGCAUGAAGGAGGCUGGCAAGAAGGUCGAAAUCGGCCUUGUUCUCAAGUCUCUCUUCGCUGCCGGUGGUGCGCUGGCGGACAAGCCGGCUGACAAGUCUGAAACUGCAAGAAUUGUUAAGGACGCUGUCACUGCCUUCAAGAAGAACUAA